Molecule: messenger RNA, 3323 nt
Organism: Petromyzon marinus (sea lamprey)
Lineage: Eukaryota; Metazoa; Chordata; Hyperoartia; Petromyzontiformes; Petromyzontidae
Gene: STK16
Product: serine/threonine kinase 16
Biological process (GO): protein phosphorylation
Cellular component (GO): cytoplasm; Golgi apparatus
Molecular function (GO): protein serine/threonine kinase activity; ATP binding
Source: RefSeq, a predicted model, not a curated record
CGUGGCCGAGUUGAGACACAGCAGGACACGUGAUCACUUUGUGUGUGUGUUGACACGUGAGCACUCUGUGUUGUGUGUUAGAUAGCAGGGGCUUUAUUUUAUUUUAAAACGAAGACGACGUUAAGAGGCUGGCGCUAGAACGAAACCGCUGAGACAAGGUUUUCUCGUGAGAGGAGGAUGAGGAGGAAGCAAUGGGGCAGGCGAACUGCAUCUGCUCUCGAGGAAUCUUCUCCAUCGACGACAAACGCUACUUCUUCAUUGAGCAGCUUGGCGAAGGCGGCUUCAGCUACGUGGACCUGGUGGAGGGGGCCCACAACGGCCGCUUCUACGCACUGAAGCGCAUCGUGUGCCACGAUAAGGAUGACCACAAGGGGGCGCUCAGGGAGGUGGAGAUGCACCGCGCCUUCCGCCACCCCAACGUCCUCCCGCUGGAGGGCAGCCGCGUGGUGGAGCGGGGCCCCAAGUGCGAGGUCUGGCUGCUGCUGCCCUAUUACCAGAGAGGCACACUGUGGGACGAGCUGGAAAAACUCCGCAACAAGCACAGCUUCAUGACGGAGGAGAGGAUCGUCGGCAUCUUCCGUGGCAUCUGCAGCGGCCUCAAGGACAUUCAUGACAAGGGCUUUGCGCACAGAGACCUGAAACCCACGAACGUCCUUCUUUCCGACGAGGACGUCCCCGUCCUCAUGGACCUCGGCUCCAUGGAGAAGGCUCGCAUCGAGAUUAAAAACUCGAGGGAGGCUAUGGCACUGCAGGAUCGGGCUGCAGAGCGCUGCACCAUAUCGUACCGUGCCCCAGAGCUGUUCACCGUUCCGAGCCACUGCAUCAUCGACGCACGGACAGACAUCUGGUCCCUGGGCUGCGUGCUCUUCGCCAUGAUGUUCCUGGAGGGCCCGUUUGACGGCGUGUUCCAGCGCGGCGACAGUGUCGCUCUCGCGGUGCAGAGCAGCGUCAACGUCCCGUCCAGCAGCAGGUAUUCACAACCUCUGCGCAAACUGCUAACCUCGCUUAUGGACGUGGACCCCUCGGAGAGGCCCACGGCCGACGGCGCCCUGGAGCAAGCAAACGAGCUGCGCGGCACCUUCUCUUCCACGCACAACACGGCCGUCUGAGUUUCAAAGCGGCCGCCGCUCCCAAAGUGGAUGUCCGGGGAGAGUUUCAGGAGGCCGAGCUUGUGUUGACAAAGAGCGCCAGCCAGCCGUCUUGUCUUCCCCCGGCUUCAGAGCACCGCAACGAGGCGUUGUUGUCAUCGUCGUCGUCGUCAUCAUCGUUGUUGUUACUCAGCCUCCUCGCUCAGAAAAUCUUAACUUGCUCAAUGCAUUCCACACGACGACGAACCUCGCUUCGCUACACGGCGACAGUGACGUCGCCACAGCGCUUGUGUCAGGCUUGGUGCGUUUUGAGGCCGCGCGAAGUGGCGAAGGUUGGCUGGAGCGCUCUUAUAUGCUAUGCUGGUUAUAUAGCAUUCCACGCACAAACAACAACUUUCCGUCAUUUGCCAGUGAUUGGUGUGAAGGCUCGGUGCAUGUGCACAACCCGUGAAGUUACAAAGGUUAUACACACAAAUGCACGUGCAUUUGUACAAAGUCAAAAGCAGAGAUGUCACCGACGGCUAAAAAUUUACUUUUGGAGCAAGUGCUAUUAUUGAACAGCUGCUCAGGCUGGGACAUCACCCCGAGCAGAUGGGUGGUUUGGUCAGUACGACCAGUGUGUCUGCAAUGCUAAAUGUAGACACACUGCACCAGGUAUGCAUUUUACACUGAGUUAACCCAGGUGGGGGGACCACGUCCAGUUUUCCAAACCGGUUCUCUCACUGGGGUGUGUGUGUGUGUGUGCGCGCACGCGCGAGGCCAGGAGUCAAGCCAGUGCCCGCUUGGGAUUGUUAGUGCCGUGUGAUCACGGCUUUGUCACCGUUCCCUCUGAAACGCACACAUGCUCGCGUGCGUGUGUAUCGAAGCUGCUGUACAGCGGGAUCGGUAAGGGGAGGAGCAUUCGUGUUCAGUCGGGCGCAACGCCUGGACCUUGCCUGCUACUGCCCUGCCCAGAUGAAAGUAUAAAGGCGGGCGAAUUAGGAGUGCUUUUUUUUUGUUCUUUUGACUCUUGCCUGUAUUAUCAUUAUUAUAUAUCAGACAUGGUCGUUACUCUACUGGUGGAUGAAGGCUUCCCAAAGCUACGAUGGGGCCGAUUAAUUUUUUUGGGGUGGGGAGUUCAAUUAUUUGUGGGUAACGGACAACAGGACGAAAACUUGAAAAUGCACAUUCUCUGAAUAUCGCGACAGUGCCGUCAUGCAAUGUCACACAUUUUAACUAAACUUCCGAGCUUCAUUUAUAACAUCUGUAGUUUAAACAGGUUCUUACACAUGCCUUUCUGCACAAUGGUAAAUAUGUUUUGGGAGUUUACCCCCCAGCAAUGCCGAAUGCAUUAGCAGCAUAACCUCUCUGGGAUUGUCAAGGGAGCAAACCAAAGGAGGGUUUAAAAGGGGGGGGUGGAGGGGGGAGGGGGGAGGUGUCUUUUGAGUGACUGAUCCUAGCGAAACUCGGCACAUCUUGAGUUUAACGCAACCAGCUGGCCGCAUUCACUUGCUCCGUUUGAUUGCCAUCCUAUGGGGCAUGUGUCCCCGGCAUCUUAACGUGCAACGUUCAAUACAGGGACUCCUCAACUUACCAACAUUCGACUUACGACCUUUAAGAGAUUCAAACAAACCUAGUUGCCUGUUCGGACCGAGAGCCGUAAGUUCAACCGCCGCGCAAUAGAUUCCGGUGGUGGCAUCUACAUCUGCAGAAGAUGAAGAACCAGUGGCAUCUACAGCAGAGAAUAUACAACGUUUAAAGCCGUUGCCCCUGUUUAGUGUACAUGCCGUACAACAUGUUUGGAAUCGACUUACGAACAGACGUUUGGAACCUAACUUGUCCGUAAGUAGAGGAGUCCCCGUACCAAGGUUUUUGAAGAGUCUAGUCCUUUCGGAUAUGUGCGUACUCUUUUUACGCGUAUUUAUGCAAAAUAAUAUCGCAUUCUUGUCCACGUGUCAGAAGGUGAAGUUAUGAAUUGUUCGAGUGAUAUUGAUAUCAUUGCCGUGUUAUGGACAUUGGACACUGCACCUUAAGUGGCAUCCAAGAUGGUAACGUGCAGCGUCUGAUACCAGGUAUUACAAAUGUCUGGUCUUUACACAUAUGGUUAGGGUUGAAGAAAAACAGCAUUAAUUUCCACACGUAUACUGGUAACGUUAUGCAGUGUCCAGUGGUGUUAAUAUUAUUGAGUGCAAUGACUCCUUGUAUAGUGAUUCCCAGUGUUUACAAGAUCAAUAGAGCGAAUUUUUUUUGCGUACG